CUUCUAUCUCAAAUCUCAAACAGAGAAUAGUUGUUCUGUUUAUUCAGUUUCUUAAAAACCAGAGAAAGGUCCUGACAGAGUGAGAGACACGUAAAAUGGCAGUGUAUUGUGCUUCUGCUAGUAGUAUCAAGUUUCCAAACUUUCUUCUGCCAAGAAAACAAUGGUUGCAGCUGCACACUCACCAACACCGCUAUAAUCAUUAUUCCUCUCAACUUCAAUUCCAAUUGUCUGGCACUGGCACUGGCAGGUCAAGAACAACACAUCACAAUCACAAAUGCUUCUCCCUGAAGCAGAAGCAAACCGAGUCCGAGUCCACCACCCAACAAGAAGAGAAUGAAGAAUUUAAGUUUGAGCGCCUCUUCUCCAACCUCAACCAAGCUACAUUGAAGAGAGAAGCUGGAAGUCUAACUAGUGCAAUUUUCCUGGUUGCGGGUACCACGGUGGGUGCGGGAAUCCUUGCAAUCCCUGCUGUGACACAAGAAUCUGGAUUUCUAGCCUCUGCAGUUACAUGCAUCCUUUGUUGGGCUUUUAUGGUUGUGACGGGGCUGCUCGUUGCUGAAGUAAAUGUCAACACUAUGCGUGAGCUGGGUUCUGGUGGUGUAUCAUUAGUAUCAAUGGCCAUGAGAACUCUGGGGACAGCAGGAGUUCAAAUUGCUUGUUGGUCUUACAUCUUUAUACAUUAUGCCCUUCUUGUGGCCUAUGUGGCUCGUUCCUCAGAUAUUUUGACAAACUUUCUUGGCAUUCCAUUAUGGGAAAGUGCAACUUUGUUUUCAUUGAUUUUUGGAUGCAUAUGCUACUUCGGAAGCCAGCGCUUUGUUGGUGCCAUUAAUGGAGUUCUUGUAUCUGGAAUCAUCAUUUCUUUUGCAGCUCUUGUGGCUGUUGCAAGUGGAGACCUGCAGUGGGAUGCACUUCUGAAAGCCAACUUUAAAGCGGUUCCUAUGAGCAUACCCAUAAUUGCACUUUCAUUUGUUUACCAGAAUGUAGUACCUGUUAUUUGUGCGGAUCUUGAAGGAAACCUGUCAAAAGUAAGGACUGCCAUAGUUCUAGGCACAGCAAUACCGCUUGUUUUAUUUCUUGUCUGGAAUGCUGUUAUUCUGGGAAGCAUUACAAAUAAUGCCAUGGGCUCAGGUAAUAUCAUGGACCCAUUACAGCAACUGCAAUCUACCAAUGGAGUUGUUGGACCUAUUAUUCAAGUGUUCUCACUUCUUGCAAUUGCUACAUCAUAUAUUGGAUUUGUUUUGGGUCUGGCUGACUUUCUUGCAGACUUGCUGAAACUCCCAACGGGAGAGAGCCGGCCUCUACCAUAUCUCUUGACUUUGAUUCCUCCACUGGCACUAUCUUUGCUGGACCCGGAAAUAUUUUUCAAAGCCUUGGAUUUUGCUGGAACAUAUGGAGUAUUGGUACUGUUUGGAGUUCUCCCUGCAGCAAUGUCCUGGUCAGAAAGGUACUCAAAUUCAUCCCCAUCUAUGAAACUGCCACAACUGGUUCCAGGAGGAAGGGUAACUCUUUCACUCAUCAUUGGAGGGGCAGGAUGUGUUGUUUUGUCAGAAAUACUUGAGAACUUUGGGCACCCCUAGUAUCAAGAAUGAGAAUAAUUUUGUUGGAUAUGAUCAUUGGAAGCCUUGAAAAGCCUAUACUUAGAGUUAGUUAUGUCCAACUUGAUUAUCAUUCACUUCUAUUUUUUCCAAAAGCAAAUGAGAGCCUUGCACCAUAUUGUUCGGCCUGGUCUACACCCUGUCUUUGUAUAUUUUGCUACCAUAAAGGAAGUCUUUUAUAGUGAGUUUAUAUUUCUGACUUUGACAUGGAGAGAUUAAUAUAGCACAGGUAACCAAAGAGCUUCCCCUUUUCA
This is a messenger RNA of Quercus robur (English oak), 1849 nucleotides long. RefSeq lists its product as uncharacterized. The record is from RefSeq and is a predicted model, not a curated record. The transcript is spliced from 14 exons. Bases 96 to 1577 code for a protein of 493 amino acids. Lineage: Eukaryota; Viridiplantae; Streptophyta; Magnoliopsida; Fagales; Fagaceae. Gene Ontology annotation, biological process: amino acid transmembrane transport.